AUGACGUGGUCUACCGAAGAUCUUUCGGAAGAGUGUACCUUGGCACGUAGCCAGCUUCAACGUGCAAAGGGUGCGACCAAAGGGUGGAAGGAGUCCAACGGAUUCAACGGACACACGGUUAGGACGGAGAUCGCAGACGGCGAGCCGUCGCAACCGGUGGCGUUAGACGGCAGGAAGAGCAAGGACUACCGUGAAACGGAGAACAAGUAG
Phytophthora infestans T30-4 is the source of this 210-nucleotide messenger RNA. RefSeq lists its product as uncharacterized. The record is from RefSeq and is a predicted model, not a curated record. NCBI's taxonomy places the organism in Eukaryota, Oomycota, Peronosporomycetes, Peronosporales, Peronosporaceae. The coding region runs from base 1 to 210 and encodes 69 amino acids. The transcript has 2 exons.